Molecule: messenger RNA, 1819 nt
Organism: Leptopilina heterotoma
Lineage: Eukaryota; Metazoa; Arthropoda; Insecta; Hymenoptera; Figitidae
Gene: Scsalpha1
Product: succinate--CoA ligase [ADP/GDP-forming] subunit alpha, mitochondrial
Exons: 7
Coding region: 208-1209 (333 amino acids)
Biological process (GO): tricarboxylic acid cycle
Cellular component (GO): succinate-CoA ligase complex (ADP-forming); mitochondrion
Molecular function (GO): succinate-CoA ligase (ADP-forming) activity; succinate-CoA ligase (GDP-forming) activity
Source: RefSeq, a predicted model, not a curated record
GUGGUCAAAGUGCUAUCACCGCGCAGCAACGUACGAGGCAAACGAGGGCUGCGACUUGCAACUUUAUCUUUCACAAUCUGUUUUUCUCUUUAGCUCACAUUAGAUAGGAAUUUAAUGGUGAUUAGACCAAUAAUUAAUAGAAUUCUAGUAUAGUAGUUAUUUUGCCGGAGUGAAAAAAAGUUAGAAAACAAAUAUAAAGAAGAAAAAAUGGCUGUGGCAACUAGAGCAUUUUCAAAAUUUGCAGUUGGAAGUCGCAGUAGCCUCUUACGCACUCAAGUAAGAUUUAAUUAUACAGACACAAGAAAAAAUCUGGUAAUAGAUUCUAAUACAAAAGUCAUUUGCCAAGGAUUUACCGGUAAACAAGGAACAUUUCACUGUCAACAAGCUAUUGAUUAUGGCACAAAAAUUGUCGGCGGUGUUAAUCCAAAAAAAGCAGGCACCCAACAUCUUGGAAAACCUGUUUAUAAAUCUGUCAAAGAGGCGAAAGAACAAACGGGAGCUACAGCUACGGUAAUUUACGUUCCUCCACCCGGUGCAGCGUCAGCAAUAAUGGAGGCACUAGAAGCUGAAAUGCCUUUAGUUGUUUGCAUCACUGAGGGUAUUCCCCAACACGACAUGGUUAAAGUUAAAAGACGUCUUCUCGAACAAAGUAAAUCGCGUCUAAUUGGUCCCAAUUGUCCAGGAAUUAUUGCUCCCGAGCAGUGUAAAAUUGGAAUUAUGCCAGGACAUAUCCAUCAAAAGGGAAAAAUUGGAAUUGUCUCUAGGUCAGGAACGCUGACUUACGAAGCCGUGAACCAAACAACUCUUACCGGUUUGGGACAAACGCUGUGUGUUGGAAUUGGUGGCGAUCCAUUCAAUGGCACAGAUUUUAUCGAUUGUUUAGAAGUUUUUCUAAAUGAUUCUGCCUGCGAUGGUAUUAUUAUGAUCGGUGAAAUUGGAGGCAGCGCCGAGGAAAAAGCAGCGGAAUAUCUCAUUGAGAAGAAUUCGGGGCCAAAGGCAAAACCAGUUGUAUCAUUCAUUGCUGGAAUUACUGCGCCUCCUGGACGUCGAAUGGGUCACGCAGGUGCCAUUAUUUCCGGAGGUAAAGGCGGAGCUCAAGACAAAAUUGACGCACUUGAAAAGGCAGGCGUAAUUGUAACAAGAAGUCCAGCACAAAUGGGAAACACAUUAUUGAAAGAAAUGACCCGACUUGGUCUUGCCGGCAAAUGAAUAUUCUAAAAAGAAAAAUAAUUCUACUGCUAAUCUAAGUAGUUUCGUCUCCAUGUUCGUGUAUCUUCAUGAAUUAUAAAACAAAAAAAAUUAAAGCUUAAUUUCAUCUGCUAAAGGGAACGAGUCGUCAUAAAAGAGAAAGGGACUAAUAUUGAGAAUUAAACUGUUACUGUACAUGAUAUAAUAUUUAUAUUUAUAUAUACAUAUUCUACAUGCCAUUGAUAAAAAGAAUAAGACCUUUGAGAUUAUAUCCAAUUCUACAUAUUAUUGAACUCAACAAAGAAAGUUUUCUCCAUUUUUUCUAAUUCAGUUUUUAAUGAUUGUACAGUAUAUUACUAAGCAGAAAAAAAAGAAAUUCCCAACGAACGUUAUUUUUGUUCGCGAAUUGAAUAUUGUGAGGUCCACGCAAUUUUCUCCUUAUUAAAAUAUGAAAAAAAAAAUCUUGUAUAAAUUAUAGAUAAAUGUUUCUAGACAUUGACGUGAGUACCUCUUAAACUAUCCGUCAAAUUUUUAACUAUCGAAGAAUGCGUAUGACGCUUACAUUUUAUUGUAAAUUAUGUUGAAUAUCGAAAUAUAUCUAUUAAAGUAUUAAAAAAUCGAAUAAUUGAAA